UGCCUCUCAUGGCUGGUCAUGGUUUCCCGCUCGGCAGAACAGAGCUGACUUCAUCCUUCUGCCUGCUGGUCCUGGAAAAAGGCUGCCCUUUUCCCCCUGUUGUUCCUGUCUCUGGACUUCCGAGGGCAGGACUCCAGUCUGGCUAAGUUAGCACCUGAAGGACUGUGGAGGUGGAGCGGAAGGAGUCCCUUUCACAUCCCACCGCCUUGAGAGGCAGAUGGGCCGCUGCAGAUAGAGAAGCAGGAAGAGGAAGGCGCUUGUAUGGAUGGAGAAGGGAGGCAGGAGCAGUGGGUUGAUAGCCCUCCCAGUAUCUGAAUUAGCUCUUUGAGCUUCCUGAGCUAGGAGAAUGUAGCAAGCUCUCCAGCAAGCUGACUUCACAGACGGGGUCCCGACCACAAGACAACUUCCUGCUAUACUGAGCUGUAUCCCUUUAGACUGUGAGCCAGAGCAAACCUCUCUUCCUGAAGUUGUUUCUCUCCGACGUUUUGUCAUAGCGAUAAGGAAAGACAUUUGAUUCACUGACUCCUACUGAGAUAAACAUCAUUAAGCCACACGUACCAAAAACCCAGUUUCAAUACAUAAAACUGCUCAAGAGAGACAAUAUUCAGCAAAGAGUUUCUUGGAAGAGCUGCAGAAUUGGCCCAUAGCUUCAGGAUGAAGUGACUUGCUUUUUACUAAUUCAGUCAAAUCAUCUGUGUCCUACAUCGAAAUGCCACAGCAGCCUUAAACCAAAACAUAAACCAAACUCCACUCACCUUCUCAGCGCCAGGCCAGAGAGAAGACCUGUAUGAUAUGUGAAGCAAACGUAUGCGUCUUUACCUAUACGUCUGGCUCUCUAUCUGUCACCUUUUAUAACUGUCCACAUUCUACGGGAGCUGUGAUGUUCUCUGUGACAUUUCCAUUAGAGGAGCACAGGACUCCCUCCCACAGGAUGGCUCUUGUCACAUUGCCAGCUCUGCUCUGCCACACGUUUCAUCCUCCAGUUUGACAAGCAGGCUCUCUCUAAUGCAAGGAGCAGACAAAUCAGCCAUGGCUAACACACGAGGAAAGGGGAUGUCUUUGGGGACCGUGGAAUCAAGGACAACAUAAGCUGGGAGAGAGGAAAACCAAAAGUCAAGAUCUGAAACACUGGGCCAGCAAGGUGGCUCAGUGUGUAAAGGUGCCUGCCACCAAGCCUGGAGACCUGAGUUCGAUUCCCGUGUUCCACAAGGCAGAAGGAAAGAACCAGUUCCAGUAAGCUGUCCUGUGGCCUCCACAAGUGUGAUCUUCCCCCUGGCCUGCCUCCGGGAGCUAAGACCGCAGAGGGGCCCACCAUGGUUGUCCCAGGACCCCUGGCUUUGUCGCUGUUGUUGCCCAGCCUGACCCUGUUGGUGACCCACCUGUCCAGCUCCCAGGACGUCUCUAGCGAGUCCAGCAGUGAGCAGCAGCUGUGCACCCAGAGGAAGCACCCCAUCGUGGCCUUUGAAGAUCUGAAGCCAUGGGUCUCCAACUUCACCUACCCCGGAGUCCAGGAUUUCUCUCAGCUUGCUCUUGAUCCUCCCAGGAACCAGCUCAUCGUGGGAGCUAGGAACUACCUCUUCAGACUCAGCCUCGCCAACGUCUCCCUCCUUCAGGCUACAGAGUGGGCCUCCACUGAGGACACACGCCGCUCCUGCCAGAGCAAAGGGAAGACUGAGGAGGAGUGUCAGAACUAUGUGCGAGUCCUGAUCGUUUCUGGCCGGAAGGUGUUCAUGUGUGGCACCAAUGCCUUUUCGCCAGUGUGUUCCAGCAGACAGGUGGGGAACCUCAGCCGGACUAUCGAGAAGAUCAACGGUGUGGCCCGCUGCCCCUAUGACCCACGCCACAACUCCACAGCCGUCAUCUCCUCCCAGGGCGAGCUCUAUGCGGCCACAGUCAUUGACUUCUCAGGUCGGGACCCAGCCAUCUACCGCAGCCUGGGCAGUGGGCCACCACUUCGUACUGCCCAGUACAACUCCAAAUGGCUCAAUGAGCCAAAUUUCGUGGCAGCCUUUGACAUCGGGCUGUUUGCGUAUUUCUUCCUUCGGGAGAAUGCCGUAGAGCACGAUUGUGGGCGCACCGUAUACUCCCGGGUGGCCCGGGUGUGCAAGAAUGACGUAGGGGGCCGUUUCCUGCUGGAGGACACGUGGACCACGUUCAUGAAGGCCCGGCUCAACUGCUCCCGCCCAGGAGAGGUCCCCUUCUACUAUAACGAGCUGCAGAGUGCCUUCCAUCUGCCCGAACAGGACCUCAUCUAUGGCGUCUUCACCACUAACGUAAACAGCAUCGCGGCUUCUGCCGUCUGCGCCUUCAACCUCAGUGCCAUCUCCAGGGCUUUCAACGGCCCGUUUCGUUACCAGGAGAACCCCAGGGCUGCCUGGCUUCCUAUUGCCAACCCCAUCCCCAAUUUCCAGUGUGGUACCCUGCCGGAGACUGGGCCCAAUGAGAACCUCACGGAGCGCAGCCUGCAGGAUGCGCAGCGGCUCUUCCUGAUGAGCGAAGCCGUGCAACCCGUGACACCAGAGCCCUGUGUCACCCAGGACAGCGUCCGCUUCUCACAUCUAGUGGUGGACCUUGUACAAGCCAAAGACACGCUCUACCAUGUACUCUACAUAGGCACGGAGUCAGGCACCAUCCUGAAAGCGCUGUCCACCGCCAGCCGCAGUCUCCGUGGCUGCUACCUGGAGGAGCUACAUGUGCUGCCCCCGGGGCGCCUUGAACCUCUGCGGAGCCUGCGCAUCUUGCACAGCGCGCGUGCGCUCUUCGUGGGAUUGAGCGACCAGGUGCUGCGGGUCCCGCUGGAGAGGUGCUCGGCCUACCGUAGCCAAAGGGCCUGCCUGGAAGCUCGGGACCCCUACUGUGGCUGGGACGGGAAACGCCAACAUUGCAGCACGCUCGGGGACAGUUCCAACAUGAGCCUCUGGAUCCAGAACAUCACAGCCUGUCCUGUACGGAAUGUGACACGGGAUGGGGGCUUCGGCCCAUGGUCACCGUGGAAACCGUGUGAGCACUUAGACGGAGACAACUCGGGUUCUUGCCUGUGCCGGGCCAGAUCCUGUGACUCGCCAAGGCCUCGCUGUGGGGGCCUCGAAUGCCUGGGGCCAUCCAUCCAUAUCGCCAAUUGUUCCAGGAAUGGGGCGUGGACCGCCUGGUCAUCGUGGGCACAGUGCAGCACGUCCUGUGGGAUCGGCUUCCAGGUCCGUCAGCGAAGCUGCAGCAACCCGGCGCCCCGCCACGGGGGCCGCAUCUGCGUGGGCAAGAGCCGGGAGGAGCGGUUCUGUAACGAAAAUACGCCCUGCCCGGUGCCCAUCUUCUGGGCCUCCUGGGGCUCGUGGAGCAAGUGCAGCAGCAACUGCGGAGGCGGCGUGCAGUCGCGCCGUAGGUCCUGCGAGAACGGCAAUACCUGCCCGGGCUGCGGCGUGGAGUUCAAGACGUGCAACCCGGAGGCCUGCCCGGAAGUGCGACGCAACACGCCCUGGACGCCCUGGCUGCCCGUGAACGUGACCCAGGGUGGCGCGCGCCAGGAGCAGCGUUUCCGCUUCACCUGCCGAGCGCCGCUGCCGGACCCGCACGGUCUGCAGUUCGGCAAGAGGAGGACGGAGACCAGGACUUGCCCGGCGGAUGGCACCGGAGCCUGCGACACCGACGCCCUGGUGGAGGAUCUCCUGCGCAGCGGGAACACCUCCCCGCACUCUCUCAGCGGAGGCUGGGCCGCCUGGGGCGCGUGGUCCUCCUGCUCCCGGGACUGCGAGCUGGGCUUCCGGGUCCGCAAGAGAACCUGUACCAAUCCGGAGCCCCGCAACGGGGGGCUGCCCUGCGUGGGAGAGGCCGUGGAGUACCAAGACUGCAACCAGCAGGCUUGCCCGGUGCGGGGUGCCUGGUCCUGCUGGACCGCGUGGUCCCAGUGCUCAGCAUCCUGCGGUGGCGGCCACUCUCAGCGCACCCGUUCCUGCUCCAGCCCUGCGCCAUCCCCGGGUGAGGACGUCUGCCUCGGACUGCACACGGAGGAGGCGCUGUGCUCUACGCAGCCCUGCCCAGAAGGCUGGUCGCUGUGGUCUGAGUGGGGUGUCUGCACUGAGGAGGGGGCCCAGAGCCGGAGCCGGAGCUGUGAGGAGCUUGUCCCAGGGCCAGGUACCUGUGCUGGCAACAGCAGCCAGAGCAGGCCUUGUCCCUACAAUGAGAUUCCUGUCAUCUUACCUGCUUCCAGUGUGGAGGAGACCACCACCGGCUGUGGAGGGUUCGGCCUCAUCCACUUGGUAGUCACUGGUGUGUCCUGCUUCCUGGGCUCUGGGCUCUUGACCUUGGCCGUGUACCUGUCUUGUCAGCGCUGCCAGCGUCAAUCUCAGGAAUCCACUCUCGUCCAUCCGGCCACCCCUAAUCAUUUGCACUACAAGGGAGGGGGCACUCCCAAAAAUGAGAAGUACACCCCCAUGGAAUUCAAGACCCUGAACAAGAACAACCUGAUCCCUGACGACAGAGCCAACUUCUACCCCCUGCAGCAGACCAAUGUGUAUACAACCACCUACUACCCCAGCCCACUGAACAAGCCCAGCUUCCGGCCCGAGGCCUCGCCUGGACAGCGCUGUUUCCCCAACAGCUGAUCCCACCCUCCUGGGACUUGGGCUCUUUGCCUUCUCAAGGCACAGAACAGUGGAAUGGGACAUUAGAGCCGCUUUGGUUUUCCCCUCUGCACUGGGCCGAGAACUUGCUGCCUGGCCUGUGGGGGUCCCAUCUGGCUUCAGAAAGCUCUGGCUGUCACUGACCAUGGGAGAGAGGGCUGGUUUCACACUGGCACAUGGCUGCGAAACCAGCUCAGCCCAGGUCUCAUGGCCUCCUGUGACCCACCAUCACUCCCCCCCACUGCUACGUCGGAGCUGCAGACCUACUGGGCAUGUGAGGAAAUUGGAGCGUAGAGAUGGCAAGAGAGUGGGCUCUUAGGUUUGGGUUGGAAAUGACUUCCAACAGCCACCACCAGCUAAGUCUGCCCGUUUUUAAUGACACCCCCCCCCCCAAAGGCCUGGGCUACAUCCCAGCUUGUGGAUGAAAGAAAUUCGCCAAUUGUCCCAUCAAAUGUCCCAGCAGCUUGAGGUUUUAACCCAGGGCUGGACCUCUCUGGUGCUGCUCUUUCAGGGUAGCAGAGGAGCAGUGCUGGCCUCCGUUGACCACCUCUGUCAGACGGUCUAUAUCUUGACCAAGGACAUCCCUCUGGUUAGGGGCAGUGAGGGCUGAGAACUGGAGGAGGCUGGACCAUGCUGAGAGGCCCUUUAACCUGAAGGCACAGGCCGGCCUUAGCCUUGCCUUCAGAAUGCACGCAAGGUGGCCCAGGAGAAAGGAAGACUCAAGACCAUAGGAGGCAGAGUGUGGCCUCCGUGCCUAUGGAGACUGCUGCUCUAGAGUCGUUGGCUGAGGACUGCUUGGGAGUCUCUGCUAGCCCCUCAUGUGUUCAGGAACGCACACACGCACACACACAGGCACACACAUACACACACACCAUCUGCCACAGCAACAAAAAGGAUGUUAAGCUGUGGCAUUAUUAAUUAAAGAUGAGAUCCAGUCUCCAAAUGGAACUGUCUUUGUGCAUAUGUGUGUGGGCCCCCUUGGCAUGGUGCAGCCCAUCAGUGCAAUGCUCUGAGGUAACAGAUGGUUUCUCAAGAUGGAGGAAGCAACCUCCGUGGAGUUUGACUUGAGUAGUGGCUAUCUUUCUGUGUGUGGGUUCAUGUGCACACACACACACCACACACACAUUCUUCUUUCAGAAAAGGAGCUGGGGGUAAACACAACUUGCCACCAGUAGGACACAAAGCACAGCAAAGGCAAACAGCGCAGGCGCGAUGUGGGUCUGCCCUGAGCAGCUCCCACCUGGAGAUGGGGAACAGCAUUGAUGAGGAUAAUUCCUGAGAUACGUUCGAAGCUGAGUUUAGCAAAAAACCAAAUUGAGAAAUGAUGGCUGUGAGAGGGAAACCUAAAUGGAGUUUGUGCUGGAUUAAAUAAAAAUCACCUCAGAGC
Psammomys obesus (fat sand rat) is the source of this 6003-nucleotide messenger RNA. It is a transcript of the gene Sema5b, whose product is annotated as semaphorin 5B. Gene Ontology annotation, molecular function: semaphorin receptor binding; chemorepellent activity. Gene Ontology annotation, biological process: semaphorin-plexin signaling pathway; axon extension; neural crest cell migration. The record is from RefSeq and is a predicted model, not a curated record. The transcript is spliced from 25 exons. NCBI's taxonomy places the organism in Eukaryota, Metazoa, Chordata, Mammalia, Rodentia, Muridae. Bases 1314 to 4598 code for a protein of 1094 amino acids.